This is a messenger RNA of Boleophthalmus pectinirostris (great blue-spotted mudskipper), 3539 nucleotides long. RefSeq names its product receptor (TNFRSF)-interacting serine-threonine kinase 1, like (gene ripk1l). Bases 157 to 2151 code for a protein of 664 amino acids. The record is from RefSeq and is a predicted model, not a curated record. NCBI's taxonomy places the organism in Eukaryota, Metazoa, Chordata, Actinopteri, Gobiiformes, Gobiidae. The transcript has 11 exons. Gene Ontology annotation, biological process: signal transduction; protein phosphorylation. Gene Ontology annotation, molecular function: protein binding; JUN kinase kinase kinase activity; ATP binding.
AGGCAGGAUGUCGAGGAAAUCCCGGAACUACAAAGUAACUAGCUUGGAUUGGUAGCGGAGUAGACCAAGUUUCCCGUGUCACCCGUUUAUUAACCAAGUAUUAUCAAUACUGUUACACUUUUCAUUUCUCGUUUUGGAUAAAAGACUUCGCUGGGGAUGGCCGCAGCGCCUCCGCCCCAGUCCUCGCUCCAUAUGCGGUCCACGGACCUCAUUGUCCGGGAGCCUCUGGACUACGGGGGGUUCGGGGAGGUUUACCUGUGUUAUCAUGCCACACUCGGACAAGUGGUGCUGAAGACCAUGUACACUGGACCUUUGCGCAACGAAGAUAAAAAGCGCUCUCUUCUGGAGGAGGGGAAUAUCAUGGCCAGUCUGAACCACGAGCGAGUGGUCAAACUGCUGGGGGUCAUCAUGGAGGAUAGGGACUGCUCUCUGGUCAUGGAGCUUCUGCCAAGAGGAAACCUUCUGGUCAUGUUAGAAGAGGUUUCCGUUCCAAUGUCGUUAAAGGCCAGAAUCAUCUUGGAAAUCCUAGAAGGAAUGGUGUAUCUAACUGAGAGGAAUAUCCUUCAUAAAGACAUCAAGCCCGAAAAUAUAUUAGUGGACAAAGACUUUCACAUCAAGAUUGCAGAUUUGGGGCUGGCCACCUGUCAGACCUGGAGCAGACUGACUAAAGAGGAGUCUCGAAGGAAAAGCCAGAUGGGGCGCUCAUGUGGGGCACGGGGGGCCGGGACCCUCAGCUACAUGGCCCCAGAACACCUGGAGAGCAUCCACACUGUGUCCACUGAGAAGUCUGACGUCUACAGCUUUGCCAUUGUGGUCUGGGUCAUCCUUACAGGACAAGAACCGUAUGCAAAUGCCAGAAGUGAAGACCACAUCAGCCAGUGUGUGCGGAACGGCAACAGACCUGCAGAGCAUCUCAUCCCAGAGGGCACACCUGUAGAGAUCAUAGACCUGAUGAAGAGGUGCUGGGAUCCGGAACCACACAAGCGACCAACAUUCAAAGAGGCCUAUGGCAUCUUCCUGCCCCUCUAUCAAGAAUACUUUGAGCAACAUGUUGAGAAUGAUGUCAUUGAAGUGAAAAAACAGUAUGAAGGCCCAGAGGAGCUUGUUGAAAAGAUAAAAUGUCUCUCCUUGUCUUAUGGAUGCUCUUUAACAGAUUCUCCAGCCCCAUUAUUGAGCUCAGGCAGUAGUGUUUCUGGCCCAGUUGAAGCUAGUAUUGAAGAUCUCCACGAAAUCCAGAACGAUUCUGUGGAAGACCAAAUCGAGACUGACGCACAAGUCCCUGACGGACCCUCACACUUAGAGGAGAAGUUAGACCGUGAACUCCAGUACCACAAACAUGGAAGCUACAACUGCCACACAGAAUUCGCCAACGGUUACCAGGGCAAUGCUGUUUCUUAUGCACAACCAGACUUCAACAUAAGACAACCGGAACAGGACAAACCACUGGUAUCUUCUGUGCAGUCCUGGACCAAAGAUGCAACCAGCCAGGAGGAGACGCGAUACUGGCCCUCUGCUGGCUAUGACUCCAUGGUUUCCUCUGGUCUCCAUCCCUCUCAGCUUUCCUCCAGCUCUCCCUCCCUCUCCACUCUUAACCCGGGGCAUGCACACAUUGACCGGCAGCAGUCAUGGCCACUUUUCCCGGUCUCGGAUAGCGCCGCUCCGGAUCUGACCAAUGGGAGACUGUUGCCGUCUUCUAAGGGAAGCUCACUUCAGGAUACAGGCUCUCUGUACAUCCAGAACGCAAGCGGGAUCCAAAUUGGCAACAACAACACGCUAAGUAUCCGUGGUUAUGACUCAAAUUUAUCAACCCUCUGUAAAGGUGGAGCUACCGUAUCUAUCAAAGAAGCUGUUCAAAUAUAUGAGGACUGUCCCGUGACAGAGGAACACUUGGAUGUGCUCCGAGAGAACAUCGGAGCCAAGUGGAAGCGUUGUGCGCGGAGGCUGUGUCUGAGCGAUGUGGAGAUUGAGACCAUCGAGCUGGACUCCUACCGCUAUGGGGUCCCGGAGAUGGUGCACCAGACGCUGGAGAGGUGGAAGAUGAAGGAGGGCAGUCUGGGGUGUACCGUUGGGAAGCUUUGUCGAGCCUUGGAAGGAACAGUAACCAUAGGUGUCAUCCAGAAAAUUCUAGACAUAUGUGAACAGUCCUCAUAAGCUUUUUACAUGGAUGUACGGAAGCCAGUUGGUAAGAAUGAACCAGAGAAUACAUGUGUCUUUCAAAAAUACAAGCAGAAAUUGAGGUGCCAUUAUGAUUUUGAUGCCAGCGUUUUUAAUGGAGCUCAUCAGUGACCGUCCACCCCUGGUCCCGAAAGUAAAUUUCUCAUUUAUUUUUCACAUGGACCUUGCAAAGAAUAAAAAAUAAAACGUUUGAAAGCUUGCUCAGGCAUAACCAGCUACGUCGUGACUAAUGAGCACAAGACCUAUAAUUUUAUUUCUGAAACUUUAUAAACUGUGAUGUCAUUAAAUCAUGGGCCUUUUGGACUUAAAUAACUGCAUUAUGGAUAUUAGUUAGCAUAUAGCUGAUUAGCUUCAGCACAAUCUUUUAACUCUGAUGUUUUCUUAAAGUCUAUGGGAAAAUAAAUGGAACAUUUAUUUCCGGAAAUGGAGUGGGGAGUCACUAUUGAGCUCCUUAAUGGAAAAGUAUUCUAAAUAAUCAGGGUAAGGUGUUUUGUUCUUAUACAUGUUUUAUUAGGGUUAGAAUUGUCUAUUUGAGUUUAUGAAUGUCGUGUCAUAAAUGAAAUGAACUUAAUGAAUUUUUACAGUGUCAGUUCUUUCUUUUUUAUUACACAUUGGAUUAUAUGUUAAUUUCCAGGUAACUGUGGGAUUCGUACGCAGGAUAAAGGUUCUAAAUAGUUAGCUUUAAAAUGUGUUAUUGUGCAAGCUAGACACAAUAUAGUUUUUCAGCCGUUUCUGUACUAUGGACUGGACUUUUUUAUUGCUUUACAUUGUUUGUAAAAUUGUACGGAAGUGUUAAUCAGCACAUUGUAGUAUGAACCAAGUUUAAAUAACAUGUUGUAAAGACAUUCAAACCAUGGUUUUAUGUAAACACUAUCAUUAUGAAAAGUCAUUCAGCUCUUUGGCAUCUGAAAAGAUUUCAGAGCAGAGGUGGGUAGAGUUGUCAAGAAUUAGACUCAAGUAAGAGUAACAGAACUUCAUUAAGUCAAAAUACAAAGUAGUAGUUCAAUAAAUUACAAUUUUGUGAUACUCAAGUAAGAGUACUCAGGACGUAACAUCUGUGUUUUAAUUUAAAUGAAAAUUUAAUUAAUAAAACCUUAAAGAAAGCACAAAAAAGAUAUAAAGGAUAUGAGAAGAAAUAAAUAUAUUUGUCAACAUAAGACUUAGUGGAAAGAGUAACCAAUUUGUUUUACUCAAGUAAGACAUUAAAACAAGUAUUACCAAGAACUAUAAUUUCUUAGUAAAUGUAACUGAAUACUACCCACCUCUGUUGCAAAUUAUUAAAACGUGCCUUUAUCUGAGGUGUUCUGUUAUGCAAAUGCUCACACAUAUUUUCACUGAUAAAUAAACUUUUCUUUUAUUAAACA